CAACCCAACCUAACUCCCGCCGUUUAUUCAUCUCUCAAUACACUUACCUCUCUUUGUCGAUAUCCGCCUUUCACCUACUCAUGUCGACUGAAUCACCUUCCGGAGGUCCUGGUCUAGGGGACCUUGAGAAAGAACUCACUUGCUCGAUCUGCACAGAACUGCUCUACCAACCUCUCACGCUUCUCGACUGUCUGCAUACUUUCUGUGGCUGCUGCCUGAAAGAAUGGUUCUCUGCCCAAGCUUCCCGUCGCCGGCCACCCUCUUCCGUCCGAUUCACUUGCCCACAAUGUCGCGCUGUUGUGCGCGAAACAAGGCCCAAUGCCACGGUCACUACGCUGCUGGAUAUGGUGCUCACCGCGAACCCCGAUCGUGCCAAGCCUGAGGCGGAGAAGGAGGAAAUUGCGCAGAGAUAUACACAUGGCCAGUCUAUUUUCCCUAGGACUGGUUCCCCGGAGAACAUUAACGCUGAGUCGGAUGAUGAGGAUCGACGACUAAUAGCGGAGGUUCGUGAACUGAGUCUCCGUGAGAGUAGAGCGCAAACGAGGGAGCAUCGAUCGGCGCGACCAUCGAGAACUCGUCGGAGUGAAAGUGCUGAUGGGGACGGGCGGAGAGAAUAUGAUCGCUCUCGACAAGAACCGGAGGAGGAACGCUCCGCACGACGUCACGGCCAACGGGCCGCCUUGUCCGAUGCUUCGGAACGUACGAGACGGAUAGAGCACCAGUCAAGUCUCCGGUCAUUGCUGAGCUUGUCGGAUACCGAUGCCAUGCAGGAAGAGAUCUUGCGUCAAAUCAUGGAAGAGGGGCUGCUGGAUGACAUCGAUAUGGAUAAUCUCGGACCUGCACAGGAAGAGGAGCUUAGUGAGCGCAUUGCCGAUGCUUACAGACGGAGACAUAGACUGCGUUCGCGAUCGCAGCAAAGGAAUGAUACGCAAGAGGCGGCGCAUACAUCGAGUCGCCCUCGGGCACGGUCGCAGUCAGUGCAAAGAUCCCAGCCCGUUUCUGUCUCCAGGCCCUCACCAACGCAUCCCCCGGUGUCAAGGCCGUAUUUGCUUGAACCCCUCGUCCCGCGCCCUGGUGCCUCGGGCCAUCAGCGCCGUUUAUCUGAUCAAGGAAGUAGCCGUCGGAGAACAUCGCCUGUUCCUGUGAACUCCGCUUCCUCGUCGGAGGUCAAUUUGAGGCCCGCAGCGAGAUCGUCUAGCGACAUGAUUGCCGACCGUCCUCGGGGCUCCCAGGCCGCACGGAUCAGAACGGCAGAUACAGCACCGCGGUCACGUCGAGCGACAGCGUCUGAGCAAUCGAUCCCUAAUAUAUGGGUGGCGGGGGCUAACGAUCGGGAGCUACGGCGACAAAGGCCUGCCAGACAGUCGAUAGACUCCCCCACGUCGGCUGCCUCGGUUGUGCGCAGCCCCCGCAAUGCUUCUUUCUCGUUGCGUUCGGAGCAUAACCUUGCAAGCUCGUCUACUACUACAUCUCUCGCGCCUGUAAUUAACAGUCCUGCUAGGCCAGAAGGACGUUCCAGACCCUCUUCUUCCCGAUCUAACGCUUCUCAAUCAAUAGCCUCUUACAUCGAACCAUCUAUCUCGUGCGAACGAUGCGGAAAGUCCAAUAUCCAGUAUGACCUUCACAAAAGAUGUCCGCUAUGCAAGGAUGGCAACUACCAUAUAUGCCUGCGAUGCUACCGACUUGGAAAUGGCUGUCUAGACUGGCCUGGUUUCGCCAUAUCUGCAAAGGCAGAUUUCGACCGAAUUCGCGCGUCUUCGAAUGGUCUUCUUGUCUCGUCACAAGAAUCACAACAUAUCCUGUUGUCUUCAAGGUAUGACCGGCCAUCUGACACAGCUCGUCGAACUACAAGGGACGGGAGAGAGAUAACCAACGACAAUCCAUCCCGACGAUUGCAAACGGGGCUCUUUUGUGACAUAUGCCAGUCCUCAGCAGACACAUGCUUCUGGAAAUGCAACCUGUGCAACGAGGGCGACUGGGGCUUUUGCAACAAAUGUGUCAAUGAAGGAAAGUGCUGCACACAUGCCCUUCUACCGAUAUGCCGAGUUACACCGGAUAGCCCCAUGACUCCCGCGACACCAACUGUUUCAGUCGAUGUUGCGAAUGGUUCGGCUGCUCCUCUCGCAAGAACUGAAACGCUAAAAGUCCUUUCUUUCUCGACUAAUUGCGACAUCUGCGCCAACCCGAUUCCGGAAUCUACUCUUCGAUUCCACUGCCUUCAAUGCAACGAGGGCGAUUACGAUGUUUGUGCCAACUGCUACCUAAAGCUGGUAACAACGACCAAAAUCCGCAAAGAGGACGGGCACAACGGUUGGCGGCGCUGCUUAAAAGGCCAUCGGAUGGUGGUGGUUGGAUUUGAAGACCAUGAAGAGGGCCAAAAACGGGUCAUCGUUCGUGACCUGGUGGGCGGGCGUGCGUUGAAAGACGAACACCUUCAGCCUUCCUCCCCUCCUGCCACUCCAUCUUCGACACGCACCUUUGCGACAGGAUCUGGUUUCAUCCCAUCUCCUAAAGUUGGAACUGGCGACUGGAGCUGGAAAGAAGGGACAGAGAGACGCAAAAAAGCAUCUCGUAUCCGAACCCCUUGGUCUGGCACCCACGCCGACCGUAUCAACUCCUACUCUGAACCUUCAACGCCCACCACUCCCACUCAGAAUUCAUCAUCUUCUCGUCGCUUUCCCCCAGAUGGUGGUGUAGGUCUCGUCGUCCUCGCCCUAUGGGCAUGGUAUCCAGAGGACGGCGUCAAAGACGAGUUGAUGUUCCCGCGUGGCGCCGAGAUUACCGAGGCCGAAAAUAUUAAUGAUGAUUGGUAUUGGGGGUGUUAUGCUGGAUCGACUGGGUUGUUCCCCGGGAAACAUGUCCAUGUUGAGAAGGAAAUUGCUUAGGACCUUUUUGACGACUACGAUUUACGAUUGAUGUAUACAUAGACGAUGACGUCGAGACGAUCUGAUGAAUGGUGAUGUAUGUUCGAGAUACUAUGAAUAGUAUCACUUAUGCCACGUCAUACUACCGCCUUGUCCGGGGAAAUUUAAAGUAGCAAAUGCAUGUAAUUAGUUCAUCCACUGCUAGGCAGAUGCAGAUGCAGAUAGCCAGUCGAUCUUCUAGAAGUUCCCUACGAAUCGGAAUGUGCCUUGUCUCCGCCUCAGGCUCCACUCAGCCUUACUGCGCCACACUCCUGCCUGCCUAUUGGACUAAGUAUGGAUGACGAACGGGUGUGGCAUUGGCAU
Aspergillus alliaceus is the source of this 3227-nucleotide messenger RNA. Its product is annotated as SH3 domain protein. Gene Ontology annotation, molecular function: ubiquitin-protein transferase activity; zinc ion binding. The annotation marks the transcript as partial. Lineage: Eukaryota; Fungi; Ascomycota; Eurotiomycetes; Eurotiales; Aspergillaceae. The transcript has 2 exons. Gene Ontology annotation, cellular component: nucleus. The record is from RefSeq and is a predicted model, not a curated record. Gene Ontology annotation, biological process: protein ubiquitination; mitotic cell cycle checkpoint signaling; ubiquitin-dependent protein catabolic process.